AUGUCACUCUUAAUAGGCUUAGGCCAUGAGGAUACUCACUACGUGGAUGGAUGGCGACGCCACAACGAGCGACUCGUUGAAUUCACGCACACAAAUUCUUACCAGGGGCAAUCCCGCAUAGGCCGGAUCUAUAUCCGGCACGACUGGUACGGGAGAACACGCUUGUGGGGUAUGGUCACGCCCUGCCUCAAGACAGAUCACCGGGCAGUCUAUGCGGAGCUCGACACCCCGAGCAGCAUACAAUGGGGACCCGGCCGGUGGAGGCUGAACCCUACUACAUUGGAUAACCACAGGAUAAGCGGCGUGUGCAAGGCCCUGAUCAAGGAAUUGGCACUCUCCGAAGGAGCCACCUUCGAUGAUUGGAUCAAAGCCAAAGCGGUCCUAGCGGCCAUGUUGGCGCGAAAUAUCCAAGAACAAGAAGCGAAGGGCGGCAGCGAAGUCAACAGCCCUAAGGUUGGAAAGGAAACGACUCAGGCUAACUGGCAAGCGCACGGUACUUAG
Molecule: messenger RNA, 501 nt
Organism: Penicillium bovifimosum
Lineage: Eukaryota; Fungi; Ascomycota; Eurotiomycetes; Eurotiales; Aspergillaceae
Product: DNase I-like protein
Exons: 1
Coding region: 1-501 (166 amino acids)
Source: RefSeq, a predicted model, not a curated record